AUGAGAUGCACUGUAUACAUUUUGCAGACCACGCAUGUGAAAUGGUCAUCACGUUGGGACUACAUCCUGGAUUCAGUUCCUCAUUCCAACAUUCAGUGGUUCUCGAUUCUGAACUCGCUUGUUAUCGUUCUCUUUCUUUCUGGAAUGGUCGGAAUGAUUCUGCUUCGAACACUACAUCGCGAUAUUGCACGUUAUAAUCAGCUUGAUAAUGAGGAAGAUGCACAAGAAGAAUUUGGCUGGAAAUUGGUACACGGUGAUGUAUUUCGUCCACCGCGCCAUGCGAUGUUCCUGUCUGUAUUCGUUGGUAGUGGAUGUCAGGUGCUCUUCAUGGUUGCCAUCACGCUUGUAUUCGCGUGCCUGGGCUUCCUUUCACCGGCAAAUCGUGGAUCUCUAAUGACAUUUGCACUUGUAUUCUAUGUUCUACUUGGUGUCGUUGCUGGAUAUGUAUCGGCAAGGCUUUACAAAAUAUUCGCGUGCCUGGGCUUCCUUUCACCGGCAAAUCGUGGAUCUCUAAUGACAUUUGCACUUGUAUUCUAUGUUCUACUUGGUGUCGUUGCUGGAUAUGUAUCGGCAAGGCUUUACAAAACAUCAGUGCAUUUAAAUUCUAGCAAUGAAUGGUUUGGCAUGGAAGACGAACGUACUGAUGACAAGUUUCCUGGUUCCUGGAUUCACUUUUUUGAUCUUGGUUUUAUUCCUGCGCCCGGGCCUGUUUUACUAAUGCAUUUAUUCAUUGAAGAAGGCAUUUGA
Molecule: messenger RNA, 747 nt
Organism: Gongylonema pulchrum
Lineage: Eukaryota; Metazoa; Nematoda; Chromadorea; Rhabditida; Gongylonematidae
Source: the annotation of a GenBank genome assembly